Molecule: messenger RNA, 3003 nt
Organism: Cetraspora pellucida
Lineage: Eukaryota; Fungi; Glomeromycota; Glomeromycetes; Diversisporales; Gigasporaceae
Source: the annotation of a GenBank genome assembly
AUGAAGGAACAGUCGAAAAAUCAACGAUGUACUGAAAAACGGAUUGGAAUCGAAAUUGACCAAUUAUCAAAUUCUUCAGACACUAGACCCCUGAAAAGGAGUCGACUAGAAUCAACUGUUGACAGCCAUUUACUGUCUUUAACAAUUGCCAAUGAUCCCUCAACGCGUGGGCCACCUAUAAUUAGCAAUUUACCACUGCUACACUACAAUAAUUACAAUCCAGUCUUCAAUAAAGUUUAUUCGAUCGGUUCCGUGACAUCACAAUUCACACCAACUUCACGGACUACUUCAGUUUUGCCUACUGCACAAAUUCCUGCUCCGGUUAGUAGUUCUUCCAAACAGAAAGAGAUUGUCGACUUAACAAGCGAUAACAGUGAUGACGAUUGUGUAAUUGACGAAGAAGAGACGAAUAGAAAUUUGUGCUGGGGAAUGAUCAAAUCCCUAGUAUUGGUUUUAUACCCAAGGCCUUCGUGUAAUGGUCAAGAUGAAGAAGUAGUAGAAUUGAAAAGAGAAGGUACCAGGUUAAAGAACCAAGCUGUAAUACGAGUUACCAAAAAUGGUGAAUCAUUUGGUGUAGUUGAACAAGAGCUGGCUAAUGUUCUAGCCCCAUUAAUGGACGAAAACCUAAUGUGGACAGAAGCUUCUAUCCCAAAAAAUUUGUCAUCAUCAGAAAUGAUGAUACCUCUACAUAUCGUCUUAUAUGGGCGUCCUGGAAAUACAGAGAUUGUAAGCACACACUUGGCUGAAAGAAAUGUGCGCCUAACCGAUCCUAUUAUUUACAAUGUCGCGACGCGUUAUUCGAAUCCACACAAUUUGCUACAUGGUAGCAUUUCUCAAUUGAGUAAAAACGUCAAUAAUUCUUAUAGAAGUUAUCAAGAAACUUAUAGAAAUACAACCACAAGGUCCCCUGAAGAAAUGAAAAAUCAAAUUGAUAAAGUAUUUAAUUCCUUAAUGAAUGCUGAAAAUAUUCCAGAAGCACAGCCUGAUCCGCGCCUUAUUACGCCGUUAUACAAACAUCAAAAACAAGCUCUUUAUUUCCUUUUAGAACGUGAAAAAUACAAUGACUUUACUAACGAUGAAACUAACGCAUUGACAUCUCUCUGGCGCACGGGAACAAGUGCUGGGCGUCACACUGUUUACUAUAAUGUUAUUACAAAUAAAGAAACAAAUGAAAAACCCCAAAUGAGGGGUGGGAUUGUAGCAGAUGAUAUGGGGCUUGGUAAAACAAUACAAAUAAUCGCAUUGAUACUUAGUACUCAAAGUGAAGCACACAGUUUCUGUCAGAAUUCUGACGAGGCAUGUCCUUCGAAUGCCAUGAUCGAAACUUCAAAAUUUGGUGCACAUUUAAGUGACAGUCUCGCAAGUAAAUCUCUCACAUUUUCUAAGCAGGAUCCUUUGAUAAGAUCAAGAGGAACUUUAAUAGUAUGUCCUCUUUCAACUGUAUCAAAUUGGGAAGAACAACUUUCUAGUCACGUUCAAGAAGGUGCAUUGAGUUUAUAUGUAUACCAUGGAGGGGCUCGAAUUUCAGAUCCUUCUCUUUUAGUGAACUACGACGUUGUGAUAACGACGUACAAUGUCUCUGGAACAGAGUACAGCAAACAGUCAAGGGAAAAUUGCUCUAUACCUAGUGCAUUGCAGAAGAUCCAUUGGUUCCGCAUUGUGUUGGAUGAAGCGCACAUUAUUAAGGAUGUUAAUACAGUGCAGAGUAAGGCUGCAUAUUCUUUGGAGGCAGAGCGUCGAUGGUGCUUAACUGGGACACCUAUUCAAAAUAGAGUUGAUGAUCUUUAUGCUCUUAUCAAAUUUCUUCAUAUGCAUCCUUUUGAUGAAAGAGAUAAUUGGAAUAAAUACAUAUCACGCCCUAUAAAGUCAAUCGAUUUUGUUGGCAUAAGUCGCCUGCAGAUUUUAAUGAAAUGCAUCACCCUUCGCAGAACAAAAUCACAUAAUGGAAAACCCCUGCUAUCUUUGCCACCUCGUAAUGAUUGUAUACGAUAUCUUGAACUUAACGAGUAUGAGCGUAAAUUGUAUGAUAAAAUACGUUGCUCUCAAGCAGAGCAGUUUAGGAGAUUAGAAGAACAAAAUAAUAUUAUGCAACAUUACGUGAACAUUUUACAGUCUUUUUUAAGAUUGCGCCAAAUUUGCGCACAUUUUGCUUUAAUCAAAGAGACAGAGCUACAGGAUGAUUUUGAAGACAAAACUGUUAAUGAUGGCUUAACCCCUAAAAGAGGAAUGAUGUUGCUUAACCUUAUCCGAGAAAGCGGCAUGGAUCAGUGCGGUUCUUGUAUGCAGGAAUUAGCGCAGACUUCCAUCGUGACGAAAUGCGAACAUUUUUUUUGUAUGGAAUGUGCAACAAGGGUGAUGGGUGAUAUAUUAGUCUCAAUAAAUUCAAUAACAAAUUCAUGUAAAUCGCCCGCAUUUGUUGCUUGUCCUUCGUGCGGAUUCACUUUAGGAACAUCGGACGUCCUUGAGGUCAAUGAUUCAAAAAAUUUCGAGAAUAAUUGUCGAUUAAAAACAAAUAGAGAAAAGAAUGUGCAUAGUACUAAAGUAGAAGCUUUAGUCACUGACUUAUUGCAAGCAAAGGUCGAUGGUAUAAAAAGCGUUGUAUUCUCACAAUGGACAAGGAUGUUGGAUUUGAUUGAGGAUGCUUUGAAUGAAAAAAACAUUCUUUUUACGCGUCUGGAUGGUACGAUGACUCGAGCUGAGCGUACGCAGAAUAUGGACAUUUUUAAGCAGGAAAAUGACGUGAGCGUCAUACUCGUUUCAUUAAAGGCUGGUGGUGUUGGGAAUCCAUCAGUAGAAAAUCAAGCGAUUGAUAGAAUUCACCGACUGGGACAAACCUCUGCUGUAGAUACUAUUAGAUUUAUUAUUCGGGAUUCCGUGGAAGAACGUAUUUUAGAAAUGCAACGUCGCAAAUUAGAACUUGCAGAGUUAACGUUAUCCAAAAAAUUGAGUAAACAAGAAAUCGCAAAACGUAGAUUAGAGGAUUUGAAAAUGUUGUUCAAAUGA